AACUGUCAGUGUCACUUGUCAGUUUUGUGUCAUUCGGUCUGAAGAAUAUUUUCGAGGUUUUGUUUAAAAUAUUACAUUUUUAGAUAUAUUUCUGACUUAAAAACUUAUUUCCACAAUGACUAUUAGCGACUACGUGUCGUCUUUGUCUGACAAUCCAUAUUUUGGAGCGGGUUUUGGCUUAUUUGGGUUGGGAGCUGGUGCCGCGAUACUUCGUAAAGGUUUCCAGGCAUCAACAAUGAUUUUCAGAAGACACUGUAUGAUAACUCUGGAGGUACCGUGUAGAGACAAGUCCUACCAGUGGUUACUGCAGUGGAUCACACAGAAAGGGGCAAAACAAACACAGCAUUUAAGCGUAGAAACGUCCUUUCUUCAAAAGGAUACGGGACAAAUAAAAACUAAAUACGACUUUAUACCUAGCGUUGGACAACACUUCUUCAGGUAUGGAGGGAACUGGAUUCGAGUUGACCGGACUAGAGAACAACACACAUUAGAUUUACACAUGGGUGUUCCAUGGGAAACCGUCACACUCACAGCCUUUGGAAGAAAUAAACAGCUGUAUUAUGAUAUACUUGAAGAAGCAAGAACAAUGGCCCUAAAACAACAUGAAGGUAUGACAGUGAUGUACACAGCUAUGGGUUCAGAAUGGCGGCAAUUCGGGCACCCGCGACGACGACGCCCUAUCCACAGCGUCGUGCUUCGCUCCGGACUCGCGGACCGCAUCCUUGCCGACUGCAAUGACUUCAUUAACAAUCCACAUUGGUAUACGGAGCGAGGGAUCCCUUAUAGACGAGGUUAUUUACUGUAUGGACCUCCGGGCUGUGGCAAAUCAUCGUUUAUAAUGGCGUUGGCUGGUGAACUAGAAUACAACAUAUGCGUCCUCAACCUCUCCGAAAGAGGGCUCACGGACGACAGGCUAAAUCACCUACUUAGCGUGGCCCCGCAACAAUCGAUCAUUCUGCUAGAAGAUAUAGACGCGGCGUUUUUGUCGCGGGAGGACACGCCAACGCAGCGCGCUGCUUACGAGGGGCUCACCCGGGUCACCUUCAGCGGACUGCUGAACUGCCUCGACGGCGUCGCCUCCACUGAGGCGCGGAUAGUCUUCAUGACCACUAAUUACUUAGAGAGGUUAGAUCCGGCGCUUAUUCGACCAGGAAGAGUUGACAUGAAGGAGUAUGUGGGCUACUGCGAUCAAGAACAGAUUGAAUUGAUGUUCCUCAGGUUCUACAAAGGAGAAGAAGCUCCUGACCGGGCAAAACUAUUUGCCGAAAGAGUGCUGGAGAAGAAAAAGAAAGUGAGUCCAGCGCAGAUUCAAGGAUACUUCAUGUUCCAUAAACACUCGCCCUCAGAACAAGUGUUAUCAGACGUCGAAGCGAUUUGGACACUUGGUUAAUGCACUAAAACCCUUCUGUGAUAAAGACUAGAAUCUAGGUUAAAAAAUAAAUGUUGUUACCAAAGUUA
Messenger RNA from Pectinophora gossypiella (pink bollworm), 1458 nucleotides. It is a transcript of the gene Bcs1, whose product is annotated as mitochondrial chaperone BCS1. Lineage: Eukaryota; Metazoa; Arthropoda; Insecta; Lepidoptera; Gelechiidae. The transcript is spliced from 7 exons. The record is from RefSeq and is a predicted model, not a curated record. Gene Ontology annotation, cellular component: mitochondrial inner membrane. Gene Ontology annotation, biological process: mitochondrial respiratory chain complex III assembly; protein insertion into mitochondrial inner membrane from matrix. Bases 116 to 1390 code for a protein of 424 amino acids. Gene Ontology annotation, molecular function: ATP hydrolysis activity; ATP binding.